Messenger RNA from Sinocyclocheilus grahami, 1414 nucleotides. RefSeq names its product C-C chemokine receptor type 6-like. The transcript has 2 exons. Gene Ontology annotation, cellular component: external side of plasma membrane; membrane. Gene Ontology annotation, molecular function: C-C chemokine binding; C-C chemokine receptor activity. Gene Ontology annotation, biological process: cell chemotaxis; positive regulation of cytosolic calcium ion concentration; G protein-coupled receptor signaling pathway. The coding region runs from base 84 to 1217 and encodes 377 amino acids. Lineage: Eukaryota; Metazoa; Chordata; Actinopteri; Cypriniformes; Cyprinidae. The record is from RefSeq and is a predicted model, not a curated record.
CUGAUCAGGAACCAGAAGGAACAGAAACCUCUCACUGCUUUCUAUUAGACUUGUUUGUGUAGAUACUGACUCAAGGGGAGAAAAUGGAGGAAUAUGAUUACAUCAAUGAUAACUACUCUGAAAUGUUACAAGCUGCGUAUGAUGAAAUGGUGGAGCCGUGUUCGAUGGAGCGCAAAGUGAAUAUUGAGAACUUCCUCCAGUUAUUUGUUCACCCUAUCAUUUGUUUGGUUGGUUUCAUCGGCAACGCUCUCGUGAUCGUGACGUACGCUCUCUACAAGCGGACCAAGUCCAUGACUGACGUGUAUCUGCUGAACGUGGCCAUCGCUGACAUCCUGUUUGUGGUGGCACUGCCUUUGAUUAUCUACAGCGAGCAGUAUGGGUGGUCCAUGGGGAACUUGUCUUGCAAGCUUCUGCGUGGCAUCUACAGCGUGAACCUCUACAGCGGCAUGCUGCUCCUGGCUUGCAUCAGCGGAGAUCGCUACCUUGCCAUCGUACAGGCCCGCCGGUCCUUCCGGCUGCGUUCAAGCACUCUGCUUUACAGCCACCUGGUCUGCGCGGUCGUCUGGUUGUCGGCCCUGCUCUUGUCCCUUCCUACCUUCCUGUUUUAUGAGCGUUACCAACCCGGCCCAUCUGAAUCCAGCAUUUGGAACGUUACUGACAGUGAAGACGUGCCAUAUGUCUGCUUUUUUAAAUUUCAGUCAAAUGAAACGGCACGUGUGAUGAAAACUGUGGUGCCCAGCUCUCAGGUUGCGUUGGGUUUCUUCUUGCCGCUGCUGAUCAUGGGAUUCUGUUACUCCAGCGUCAUUGUCACCCUCCUUCAGGCCAAGAACUUUCAGAGACACAAGGCAGUGCGUGUGGUCCUCACUGUGGUCCUUGUGUUUGUGGUCUGCCAUAUGCCUUAUAAUAUAGCACUGUUGUUUUAUACCAUCAACAUGUUUCAAGAGCAGGAAUGCAGCGUUGAGGAGUCCAUCGGCUUGACCGUGAUCAUAACGAGAAGCUUGGCGUACCUGCACGCUUGUCUCAAUCCCCUGUUGUACGCCUUCAUUGGGGUGAAUUUCAGAAACCACUUCCGGAAGAUCUUACAGGACAUCUGGUGCUUGGGGAAGAACUACAUGUCAGCGAGACGGUCCUCACGGGCCACCACUGAAAUGUACGUUUCCACGCGGCGCUCUAUGGAUGGCUCGUACAAUGAAAAUGGCACUUCGUUUACCAUGUGAUUUGGUGCUAAUUAAGGGCAAAGUCCCCAGCAUUGUGACUGACAGACUGAUUAGCAUUGAUCAAAGAUAAAAAAUUUAAAUUCAGUCAUCAGUUAUUCACCUUCAUGUUGUUCCAAAUGUGUAUGACCUUCUCUUAUUUUGUCCCACACAAUAAAAAAAAAUAAAAAGUCUGACUGGGAAAGAAAGAAAAGGUCUCC